AUGACAUUAUUUUCAUCUGUUUUUCUUUUUGUCCGCCACUCUUUUUCCUUUACGUCUAUUUCUCUGUCUCUCUCCCUCUCAAUUCCUCUGUCUCUCUCCCUCUCAAUUCCUCUGUCUCUCUCUGUUCCACUUUCUCCCGAUUUCCACACGUUUAUCUGUCUACCUUUCUAUGUUCUCCAGACUGUCUCUCUUGCCUGUUUCUUUCUCUCAUUCUCUCUCUCCCUCCCCCACUCUCUCUCUCUCUGUCUUUCUUCGCCUGUCUUUUUCCCUCAUAUCUGUCUUUCCUAUUGGUUUCUCUCUUCCUCUGUCCGCUUCAGUGUUUUCCCCUCUCUCACUUUUCCUAUCUUUCUCUUACACACUCUCUCUUUUAUUCCAGUCUCUUUUUUUCUCUCUCUCUCUCUCUCUCUUUCGCUCUCUAACGCUCCCCCCAUCUCUUUCUCUUUCCAUGUCUAUCUCUCCACUCCUAUCUGUCUCUCUCUCUUCCCCUGUUUCUUUCUUCCCCUGUCUCUCUCUCUCUCUCCCCCCCCCCCUUCGUCUCUUUUAAUGGCGUUAGCUUUUUUUUUAAGCAUUUCCUCUUCCUACCUUUCCUCUUUCUUCCGCCUCCUGGACGUCUCAUUUAAUGAACUAGAUAACCCUAACCCAACCAUCCACCAACCAUCAGUGACUUCUGUCUCUCCUCACUCUCGCUAUUUUUCCCGCCAUGCAUUUCCCUCCAUUGCCAUGAAUUUUUUUUCUAAAAUGGCGAUCGCCCUAAAAGUACACCUUCGCCCGACUUUUACUAUCAUGACGCUUAAUAACGCUUUCAACCAAAUUUAUUCCGUUUCUACAACAUCAGCAGGAGCAGCAGCAGCAACGCAUCUUGCAGUUACGUCAUUGCUUGUUGGAGAAGCACCAUCAACUCUUGCAGUUUCCAUAGUAAUAAUGGUAUUAACGACUGGUAGUACCAGUAUUAAUCGCACUGAAGCGUUGAUAUUCGUGUCAACAGAGGACGGCAGAAAUUAG
Messenger RNA from Acanthosepion pharaonis, 1002 nucleotides. Lineage: Eukaryota; Metazoa; Mollusca; Cephalopoda; Sepiida; Sepiidae. The record is from the annotation of a GenBank genome assembly.